AUGUUUUCGUGCGAUCCCUACGUGAAGAUUUCCGUGGGAAAGAAAUCCAUCAGCGACCAGGAGAAUUACCUGCCCUGCACCCUGGAGCCUGUCUUUGGGAAGAUGUUCGAGCUGAGCUGCACCCUGCCCCUGGAGAAGGACCUGCGGGUGGCCCUGUACGACUACGACCUGCUGUCCAAGGACGAGAAGAUCGGGGAGACCGUCAUCGACCUGGAGAACCGGUUCCUGUCGCGCUACGGGGCGCGCUGCGGGCUGCCCCAGACAUACUGCGUCUCCGGGCCCAACCAGUGGCGGGACCAGCUCCGCCCUUCCCAGCUGCUCCACCUCUUCUCCCUGCAGCACAACUACAAGGCUCCCACCUACAAAUCCGACCGGAUCAUCUUCAGGGAUCGGGAGUACGUCCUGUCUGAGCAGGAGGACGGGAAGGCCCCGAACCCGCACCUGGGGCCGCUGGAGGAGCGGCUGGCACUGCUGGCACUGCGGGAGCAGGGGCUGGUGCCCGAGCACGUGGAGACGCGGCGGCUGAGCAGCCCCCUGCAGCCUGGCAUCCCUCAGAGACCUAAGAGUGGGGAGCACCUUGGAAACCCUGGAAAGGGAAUUAAAAACUCCAGCAGCUGCACAACUCAGCUGGGAAAAAGGAACCCCAGCAGGGAUGAGGAACAUCCCCUUUCCCACUCGCGUCCUUUGCGCCGGGAAUUCCCAAAUCCUCGGCGCGUUCCCGGUUUUCCAUGGGCUCUGUCUGUGCUUUGCAGGUGGCUGGUGGGGCACGAGGAGAACAAGCAGAAGACAGACGUGCACUACAGGUCCAUGGGGGGAGAGGGCAACUUCAACUGGAGGUUCGUCUUCCCCUUCGAUUACCUGCCGGCCGAGCAGAUGUGCCACGUGGCGAAGAAGGAGCAUUUCUGGAGCUUGGACAAGACAGAAAACAAGAUCCCACCGCAGCUGAUCCUCCAGAUCUGGGACAACGACAAGUUCUCCUUCGACGACUAUUUGGGCUCCAUCCAGAUGGAUCUCAACAGGAUGCCCAAACCUGCCAAGACGGCCGAGAAGUGCUCCCUGGAGCUGGUGGACGACACCCUGUCCUCCAACCACUUCGUGUCCCUCUUCGAGCAGAAAACUGUCAAGGGCUGGUGGCCCUGUGGGGCUGAGCAGGACCACAAGAGGAUCCUGGCGGGCAAACUGGAGAUGACUCUGGAGAUCGUGGCGGAGCAGGAGCACGAGGAGCGCCCGGCCGGGAUGGGAAGGGACGAGCCCAACAUGAACCCCAGGCUGGAGGAGCCCAAGCGCCCGGAAACCUCCUUCCUGUGGUUCACCUCCCCCUACAAGACCCUCAAGUACAUCCUGUGGAGGAGGUACAAGUGGAUGCUGAUCCUGCUCAUCCUGCUCUUCAUCCUGCUGCUCUUCCUGGGGGUCUUCGUCUACGCCUUCCCGAACUACGCUGCCAUGAAACUGGUGAAACCCUUCAACUGAGCGGGGCCGGCGCGGGAGCUCCGGGAUUCGGGAUUGGGGAUUCGGGACUUGGGAUUCGGGAUUGGGGAUUCGGGAACGGGGAUUCGGGAAGGACCUGCGGCUCCGGAUCCCGGCGGGGGGAGAAGGAACCACUUCCCCCAGGCCCUGGAUGGCUCCCAGGAUGGACACACCAAUUCCUGGCUGGAGAAUCCGCCUGGGAAUGUCACGUCCCCAACCCUGCCCGGGGAGCUCUCGCUGUGCGUCCUGCUCAGUGCGUUUGCUUGGAUUUUGGGUUGCUUUAUUUU
Messenger RNA from Lepidothrix coronata (blue-crowned manakin), 1754 nucleotides. Its product is annotated as dysferlin-like. Gene Ontology annotation, biological process: macrophage activation involved in immune response; T-tubule organization; monocyte activation involved in immune response. The record is from RefSeq and is a predicted model, not a curated record. Gene Ontology annotation, molecular function: calcium ion binding; calcium-dependent phospholipid binding. Gene Ontology annotation, cellular component: T-tubule; cytoplasmic vesicle. Bases 1 to 1470 code for a protein of 489 amino acids. Lineage: Eukaryota; Metazoa; Chordata; Aves; Passeriformes; Pipridae. The transcript is spliced from 11 exons.